AGUGCCUAGAAAGGCGAAGCUGUGAGAUCUGGGUGGCCCUUGAGAGGGUUCCCCUAUUUGCUUCUGCAGUCUCCUAAAAAACUGGGGUUCCACGGUGGGCUACAGUCCCAGUCCCUGAGACCCCCCCCCUCUUUUCACUCCAAAUUAGCUCUAAAAGUCUACUGUUCCCCGGCCCACAAGGCGGAGGUGCAGGGGUAGCUUGCCUGGGAGAUGCCAGAAACCUCCAGUAUGAAGGAUGCAUUUAGAAAAUUGUGGACUCUAGCUUCCAAGCUGCGGGAGGAUGACCCAGUUUCCCCGUGAUACAGGGGUAACACCAGGGGUUGUGGGAAGGACAAAGGGGGUGUUGAGCCACCUAUGGGGUUGCUGCGGGCCAGCCAGGUGCCCAGGAGCGAAGGCAGAGAGACUGCAGGGCGGCAGUGUCCGGGAGGAGGAAAGGGAAUCCCAUGUUAAUAAAUCUGUUGGCAAAUGAGGCUCAUUAAUAGAUAAAUAUUUCACUGCUUCCUUUAGGGCGGAUAAACAGUGCUCCGCCGAGCCGAUUAAAGAAAGGAAGCUGGGAGACAUUGACUUUAUUCGAACCACAUGGUUCCAGUUUGUGGCUGCACUUCGCUCUGCUCAGCUCGAGCCGACGCCGCGCCUGCGGGGUUUGCACCAGAGCAUCAAAUCUGGCCUCAAACGUUCUCCCGCUUAGAGAGAGAGGUGGGCAAAGAGCAGCUCUUUCUCUCGAGACCAUCUAUGGGCCGACAGGUUGCAGAGACCCCGCAGGGGCUUGAGUCUGCAGAGAGGACACGAACAGGGGGCUCUACACACUGGAUCUGGGGUUCAGGAAUAGGUAUGAGGUUUGGGGGGGGGGGAGGGGGAGCGAACCCUGCGGGACUUCCGCAGGCUCGGGCACCAGGAUGGGGGCUCUGACUGCGUCGGGCGCCCGGGGGCCGGCGGGGUGCAGGCCGCUGCGUGGGCCGCGUAUUUGAGCCUCUUCCCGUUCCAUUCUAGGCGGCCGCCGGCCCGUGGCGCGAGACCACCUGUGAGGGCUGCUGAGAUUGGCGGAGGCGGUCAUGUGGGCGGUCACGUGCCGCGGCGAGCUCCGUCCAAAAGAAAAUGGGGUUUGGUGUAAAUCUGGGGGUGUAAUGUUAUCAUAUAUCACGCUACCUCGUAAAACCGACACUGAAAGCUGCCGGACAACAAAUCACAGGUCAAAAUUAUGAGUUCUUCGUAUUAUGUGAACGCGCUUUUUAGCAAAUAUACGGCGGGGGCUUCUCUCUUCCAAAAUGCCGAGCCGACUUCUUGCUCCUUUGCACCCAACUCGCAGAGAAGCGGCUACGGGCCGGGCGCCGGCGCCUUCGCCUCCACCGUGCCGGGCUUAUACAAUGUCAACAGCCCCCUCUAUCAGAGCCCCUUCGCGUCGGGCUAUGGCCUGGGCGCCGACGCCUACAACCUGCCCUGCGCUUCCUACGACCAAAACAUCCCCGGGCUCUGCAGUGACCUCGCCAAAGGCGCCUGCGACAAGGCGGACGAGGGCGUGCUGCACGGCCCGGCCGAGGCCAGUUUCCGCAUCUACCCCUGGAUGCGCAGUUCAGGACCCGAUAGGAAGCGGGGACGCCAGACCUACACGCGCUACCAGACCCUGGAGCUGGAGAAGGAAUUCCACUUCAACCGCUACCUGACGCGGCGCCGCCGCAUCGAGAUCGCCCACGCGCUCUGCCUCACCGAGCGCCAGAUCAAGAUCUGGUUCCAGAACCGGCGCAUGAAGUGGAAGAAAGAACAUAAAGAUGAGAGCCAGGCUCCUCCUGCGGCCCCCGAAGACGCCGUGCCCUCUGUCUCCGCGGCAGCUGCUGACAAGGCCGAGGAGGAGGACGAGGAGGAAGAGGAGGAGGAAGAGGAGGAAGAGGAAUAAAGGGCCAGGCACAGGGCCCUGGCUGCACAGGACAGUCGGAAAAGCGUCUUUAAGAGACUCUGAUUUUAGUUACAAAAAUGGAGGGAAUAAAGUGUUUUAAAAAAGUGAGAGAGAGAGAGAGAAAGAAAAAGAAGGAAUCAGUCCCCACCCUCAUCCCACCCACUCCAUCACCCGCUUUAGCUCCCAGGGAGAUUAGGUCACCUUGGGGACCCUCUCUGCCUCUGAGGACCCCCGUAGAUACCCACACCCCUGGGCCAGUGUUGUGCUCUGGCACAGUUAAAAUACUACCUAGCACAGGCCUCCUUGAGAGGCACCCCCAAACUACCUAUGGGCCCAGCCCCGGUGGGCCACCACUCCUAAGAAGUCCUCUCCGUGUCCUAACAGUGGCAGACACCCAGCACCUGCCCCUCCCCGCCCCCUCCCUGCAAAAACACGAUCAGUACUACCUACUAGGCCUGAACUACCUAUUUUGUGCUGGCUAGCUUUCCUGCGUGUGUACUACCCACUCCGCCCAGGCCAGGCCUUGACGCUUCAAGCUGCCAGUCUUUGGAGUCUCCCAGGCUUCCCAGACGAGGCAAUGAGGUUCAGGGACCAGGGCAUUGGCUUCUAUUUAAAUUGAAAAAAAAAUAAUAUAUUUAUUCCAAAAACAUACCAAAUGCUGCAGCCUAGAAUCCCUCUUUCUCUGGCUUUGGCACCUCAAGUUCAGGGCCAUUGCCCCUACUUCUGGAGGGGAGCAUUCCCGAGCUGGCUGCAGACCUCUGGAAUAGCUUCAGCUUUGUGGGACUCAGGAGAAGUCCCCAGCCUCACUCUGCCCACCCCCCCUUGUUUCUGAGUCCUACUGUUCAGCCAUGUCGAAUAUGUAUACUCUGACUUUUCCUACCAAGGGCAAAUACUGUAUAUUUGAACCAGAUUUUUUUUUUUGUCAUUUCUAUAAUCUUGGAGCUCAUUUGUAAAGGAAUGUCUUGACUUGGGAAGGCUGUUUUAAAUGGGGUGACUUUGUAGCAUGAUGUGUUGUGUUGAACUAAUUCUGUUGUGGGUGGGAGAGGUCCAAUACCCACCCGGGUGCCCAUUAUCUCCCGUGUUGUCCCAUGUCCCCCGAGGACCCAGCCUGGGUUCGGGGAAGGCAUGCUUACCAGCCCAGUUACCUAUGUUUUAUGUAUCAAUAAAGAUGCUUGGUGAAAAAGAAA
Messenger RNA from Peromyscus maniculatus bairdii (prairie deer mouse), 3078 nucleotides. The record is from RefSeq and is a predicted model, not a curated record. NCBI's taxonomy places the organism in Eukaryota, Metazoa, Chordata, Mammalia, Rodentia, Cricetidae.